AUGUACAUAGCACGAACAGCUCUGCGGGGCGCGGGGCCACCUCUGCGUGCCCGCGCAGCGUACCAGCCCAUCAGGGGCAUUGCGAGCACGUCCUCGCUCCUGCUCCGACGAGAUGGUGAUGAACCACGAGGGAGCGUCCGUGGUAACCGCGGACGGUAUCGCGGCGAGGGCAUGCCGGGGCAGCACCCACAGUUCGGAGGACCGUUCGGCGGCAUGCCUGGCUUCGGAGGGAUGGGCGCUAUGCCUGGCUACGGCCAAGGCGUGCGGUACGAGCCGCAGGUGGUCGUGCCCGACGACCCGAAUGGAGUGCUGAACAACUCGCACGCAGCAGCCAGCAUCCUCGCUCACCCAUCACUCGUUGUCGUGCGCCAGCUCGAAAUGAUGAAUGUCUUCCUCGGCUACGAGCAAGCAAACAAGUACGCAAUCUACGAGCCUGGAGGGAGUGUGGUCGGAUACAUGGCGGAGGAAGACAACAGCAUGGCCAAGAUGUUCAUGCGCCAGUUCAUGCACACGCACCGUCCGUUCAAAAGUACCGUCAUGGAUGCCUCGGGACGGCCUGUUCUCUGGGAAGGCGAGGACUCCCCAAUCGUGGGCGAGACGAAACAGAUCUGGCACCCCUGGCGCAGAAAGUACGACCUGUUCACGCACGAAGUGCCAGCCGAUGGCGAGGAGGACGUGUACACGCAGUUCGCGCGCAUCAACGGCGGAUUCCUCACCUGGGACUUCUGGCUGAAGGACCGACACGACCGGCUCAUGGCCACGAUCAGCAAGAACUUUACGGGCUUUGGGCGUGAAAUCUUCACCGACACGGGACAGUAUGUCAUCCGCUUCGAUGCGGCGGGUACCGAGCUCGACCUCCCGCCCGGAGCGCACGCGCAAGCGCAGGGCCAGUCCGUCAUCAUGCCCCAGGGCGACAUUGGCCUAACGCUUGAUCAGCGUGCCAUGACGCUCGCGACGGCGGUUAGCAUCGACUUCGACUACUUCUCACGCCACUCCGGCGGUGGCGGCAUGGGUCUUCCCUUCUUCAUCUGGGGUGGCGGCGACGGCUCGUCCGAGCAGCGCGGUGAGCGCCGCCCCGAGGGUCAAGGACCAGGCUACGGCGACAACGAGGGUACUGCUGCCGGAGCAGCUGGUGCCGCUGGAGCUGCUGGUGCGGCCGGCGCAGGCGGCUUCGAGCAGUACCCCGCCGAAGGCAGUCCGGAGGAGGACGAGCUGAUCUACGGCCGCCGUCGCCCCGAGCAGCAGCAGGAUUCGUACCCGGGCUCAUACCAGGGUCGCAAUGCGCAGGACUACCCCGAGCAGCCGCCGCAGGACCCGCCCGUUCCCGGUCAGCAGGCUGAGGGCUUUGACUGGCCCGGAUCCCAGGAUUACGGAGACGAGCCGCUCAUGCAGGACCCGUGGGAGAACCAGCCCUCUGACGAUGGAGGGUGGUUCGGCGGCGGCGGCGGGGGUGGAGACGGAGGCGGCUUCUUCGACGGAUGGGGAGACAACUAG
Molecule: messenger RNA, 1494 nt
Organism: Trichosporon asahii var. asahii CBS 2479
Lineage: Eukaryota; Fungi; Basidiomycota; Tremellomycetes; Trichosporonales; Trichosporonaceae
Exons: 7
Coding region: 1-1494 (497 amino acids)
Biological process (GO): plasma membrane phospholipid scrambling
Cellular component (GO): plasma membrane
Molecular function (GO): phospholipid scramblase activity
Source: RefSeq, a predicted model, not a curated record